Molecule: messenger RNA, 645 nt
Organism: Emys orbicularis (European pond turtle)
Lineage: Eukaryota; Metazoa; Chordata; Testudines; Emydidae
Gene: RHOD
Product: ras homolog family member D
Exons: 5
Coding region: 1-645 (214 amino acids)
Biological process (GO): small GTPase-mediated signal transduction
Cellular component (GO): cytosol
Molecular function (GO): GTP binding; protein kinase binding; GTPase activity
Source: RefSeq, a predicted model, not a curated record
AUGCAGCGAGGAGACAGGGCACAGAGCCGGACAGCAGGGGGCACGGAGACGGGGCCCACCGAGAUCAAAGCUGUGAUCGUGGGGGACGGGGGCUGUGGAAAGACCUCCCUGCUCAUGGUCUUCGCCAAGGGGGAUUUCCCCAGGGUCUAUGUCCCCACCGUGUUUGAGAAGUACUCUGCCUCCUUCCAGAUUGGUGGCAAGCCGGUGCAAAUCAAUCUGUGGGACACAGCAGGGCAGGAAGAUUACGACAGGCUCCGUCCCCUCUCCUACACAGGAGCCCAUGUGAUUCUCAUGUGCUUCGAUGUCACCUGUCCCAACAGCUUCAACAACAUUCUCACAAAGUGGUACCCGGAGGUGAAUCACUUCUGCAAGGGUGUCCCCAUCGUGCUGGUGGGCUGCAAGACUGACCUGAGGAAGGACAAGGUCCUUCUGAGGCGGCUCCACAAGGACCAGCUGGAGCCCAUCACCUACCACAAGGCAGAGGCCAUGGCCCGGGAGGUGCACGCUGUCACCUACCUCGAGUGCUCGGCCAAGUACCAGGAGAACAUCACCGACAUCUUCACAGAGGCCUCCAGUGCCGCCUUGAGCGCCAUGCAGAAGAGCCAGCGCAAACGGAAACCCAAGAGGAGCUGCCUGCUCUCCUAG